Molecule: messenger RNA, 456 nt
Organism: Angiostrongylus costaricensis
Lineage: Eukaryota; Metazoa; Nematoda; Chromadorea; Rhabditida; Metastrongylidae
Source: the annotation of a GenBank genome assembly
AUGGUUCGUCGAAGAACUGCAUCGCCGAAACCUUCGGCACCGGUUCGCUCUUCUCCGCCACCGACAAUGCGUUCGAGUCCACCACCUAGGCCAAUGUCACAAAUCCCUGCUAAGCCUGCUGCUGCGGCACCUGUUCCAUUGGGAACUCCAGCUACUGCUCCAUCCCAGGGUCCAGGACUUCUUGGGCAAAUGGCAGCCACCGCUGGAGGAGUAGCCAUUGGUAGCGCUGUUGGCCAUGCUGUAGGAAAUAUGAUGACGGGUGGAGGAUCAUCUACUCCCGAAUCGGCUCCUGCGCAAGCAGUGCAACCAGCGACUGAUCGUCAGCCUCAGGCGUAUGCUCAACCGUGUGAGUUCGAGUGGCGGCAGUUUAUCGAAUGCACUCAAAAUCAGUCAGAUGUGUCUUUGUGUAAUGGAUUCAAUGAGGUCUUCAAGCAAUGCAAGGCACGUUAUGUUUGA